Molecule: messenger RNA, 2488 nt
Organism: Vespa velutina
Lineage: Eukaryota; Metazoa; Arthropoda; Insecta; Hymenoptera; Vespidae
Gene: Rab11
Product: ras-related protein Rab-11A
Exons: 6
Coding region: 466-1107 (213 amino acids)
Biological process (GO): exocytosis
Cellular component (GO): recycling endosome
Molecular function (GO): GTPase activity; GTP binding
Source: RefSeq, a predicted model, not a curated record
UCCGUAUUGGAGGGGCGUAGAAAGGAGGCCAUAUUGUACAGUUAAAUUGAAAGAACGAAAAUAAUUAUAUCAGCGUGAAGUGGGCACUAUUUAUCGUAAUAUUUUUAUCUCCUGUCUUUCAACGACGUUAGUUGAAAUUCACAGUUACAAAACAAGUAAGGGGGGCCAAUCCGUGGGUUCCUGAUAUUUUAUACAUAAGUAUAUUUUAGUAGUGUAUUUCGAUCGAGAGGCAUCGUCGGUCUAUAUUACAGGAGUUUGUUGCUGCAAGCGAAAUGGGCACUCGAGAUGACGAAUAUGAUUAUUUAUUUAAAGGGAAUCUUUGAUGUCGAAUCGAACGUUAUUCACGCUGACGUUCACUCUAUAGGCACGAAUGACUGUUAGGAUUUUCGUAGAAUGUGGUCGACGUAUGAUGACAUCAGAUGAUGUCUCUCUUAGAGCGUGACACAACUAUCAUUUUACUCUGAAAUGUCAAAUUAUGAUAGACAUUUUCUUGGAUUUAUUGUCCUUAUUGGUGAUUCUGGAGUAGGAAAAAGUAACCUACUAUCUCGUUUCACACGCAAUGAAUUUAAUUUGGAAUCAAAGUCUACUAUAGGUGUUGAAUUUGCAACACGCAGUAUACAAGUAGAUGGUAAAACUAUUAAAGCUCAAAUUUGGGAUACAGCUGGACAAGAACGUUAUCGAGCCAUUACCUCUGCAUACUAUCGGGGUGCAGUUGGAGCAUUGUUGGUAUAUGAUAUUGCAAAACAUUUGACAUAUGAAAAUGUUGAAAGAUGGUUACGAGAAUUACGGGACCAUGCAGAUCAAAAUAUUGUGAUCAUGUUAGUGGGAAACAAAUCAGACUUAAGGCAUUUACGUGCAGUUCCAACUGAUGAGGCUAAAGCAUUUGCAGAAAAAAAUGGUCUUUCAUUUAUUGAAACCUCUGCUUUAGAUUCUACCAAUGUUGAAACAGCGUUCCAAAAUAUAUUAACAGAAAUAUACAGAAUCGUAUCACAAAAACAGAUACGAGAUCCACCAGAGGGAGAUACAAUUCGACCCCAAAAUGUAGAACCUAUUGAUGUCAAGCCGACAAUGAAUUCUGAUGGAAUGCGUAAACAGUGCUGUCAGUGACUUACCUUGCUGCUUAAAAUAAGCAGUCUCAAGGAGGAAGAAUGGAAUAAGAUACUGAUGAUAGAUAUGGCAAGUGCAUAAUAAUUUGAAAUCUAAGACUAUAUGCACAAGUCCAUAAUGUCAUAUGUUUGAAGAAUUUGUAACCCCAACAACAUCAGGGUAUACUAUUCACUGAUGCUCUUAUGAGUAUAUAUUAUGCAUUCACAGAAAUAGUUAACAAAAAAAAAAAAAAAAAAGAAAAAAAACAAGCAUCAUGGUUAUGUAUGAUGCAGUAAAAGUGAAUACAUAUGCAUUAUUCUGUCCUUUAAAUUUAUUUUUACCCUAUUUUUUUUUUUCAUAUUUUUGAUCAUAUACGAGGUCUGUUCAUGUAAUGAAGAGAAACAUUAAUAUUGUAUAUAUAAUUGUCGUGUAUAAUUAAAUAUAAUAUUAUUUGAUUCUUAUUAUAUAUAAAUAAAAUCUCUAUUAUAUGACAAAUAUAAGUUGCAGAGAAAGAAUUUAUUUAUAAAAUAAUAUAAGCACACGUCCCUCAAGCUAAAAGUUAUAAAGCGCUAUAUAACUAUAAUAAAAUGAUUUGAUGAUUAUAAGUUAUUAAAAAAUAUAAAAAAGUAGUAAAAAUAGUAAUGCUGUCUUUUUUUUACAAUUUUUUCUUUAAAAAAUAAUUUCAUGAAAUUUAUAAUAAGACGAACUCAAGAAAUUAUCCAUCUCUCAUUGAAAUUUAAAUGAAUAGUCCUCGUAUAUUAAACUUAACAAAAAAAAUGCUUUGUUCUAAUUCAAUUUAAAGAUAUUUCAGUCCAUUUAGCAUAUAGCUAUUAUUGUGAGUAUGUAAAUAAUUUAUAAUCAUUUGCUUACAAUGAAAUAAUGCAGUCAAACAUAAAAUCAACUGCGAAGAAUAGUGCAUAAUAGUAGACGAAAGCUUAUAAUAAAAAUAAAAUAACUAUAUAAAGAAGUCUGAAACAUGAAAUAAAUUAAAAAUUAAAAAAAUUAAAUUCUAUAAAAUAUUUUUCUGCUUUUAUGAUUUUUUUAAAGUUUGGUUUUGUCAUCAUUUUAUUCAUAAGAAAUUCUUUAAAUUUGCAAAUAUGUGACAUAUACUUAAUAUAUAUGAAAUAUUGCACACUAUACAUAUUCUUUCAGCAUUGUUAUUUUUAUGAAUACUGCAGCAAUUUAGAAGCUAUUUUCAAAAACCAACUAUUAUAUUCUUGAAUAAAUUGAAAGUGUGUAAAAUAUUACAAGUUAAGAUAUAUAAGCUAUAAUAUGAAAGAUUAACAAAAUUUUAAUUAUUAUUCCAUAGGAUAUAAAAUUUGUGCAACAUGCUAAUGGAAUAUAAAAUAUUAAAUGUCAGAUGUGUGUGUGUGUGUGUUAUAUAUAAUUUUCUAUUACUUAA